This is a messenger RNA of Ilyonectria robusta, 812 nucleotides long. RefSeq lists its product as uncharacterized. The record is from RefSeq and is a predicted model, not a curated record. The transcript is spliced from 2 exons. The coding region runs from base 243 to 809 and encodes 188 amino acids. Lineage: Eukaryota; Fungi; Ascomycota; Sordariomycetes; Hypocreales; Nectriaceae.
UCGAUUGUGGGUAGUGGGGAACGGGAACUUGUCUAAUCCGUUCCGUGUACGGAUUAGUUCCGGGAUUGCAUCGAUCUUCCUUACAAUCGUAUUCACCUCUUCAGCUGAAAUUGUAGUGUGUGUGUGUUCUUCUCCUUUCCACACCAAAAUUACUAUGACAGCAAGAGGCGCCCUGGAAUCAUAGGAAAGUCCCUCACAGCCUGACCACAAUCUCAUCUCGUAGGGACGACUGAGUAGCUGGAAUGAAGCUAUUGCCAGACGGCGUUGGUGUUGCCGAGGGCCUCGAGCUAGCCUGCGUUCCCCUUCCUUGUCUGCUUCCUGUUUUCUUCAUGCGUGGUCUUGUACUAGCUUGUGAUCGAGUCGAGGACCGCGUUGAAGGUCGCGUUGAGGCCUGUGUCUGUGACGGUGUUGAGGCUCGUGAUGGUGAUGAUUCUAACUCAAUCUCGGCUUGUGUGCGGUCCCGGCGGAUGCUUGCAGUCAUCCGCCGUACGUUAUUAGGGCUGUCAGCCCUACCCAUUAUCCUCGAAGCUGAUGAUGAUGGAGUCGGUGAUUGUGAUGAUGCUGAUGAUGCGGUUGUGGUGUUGUCAUCGCCAUACAGAGACUGUAGAUUCGAAGGAACUGUAGUCUUCUGUCAUCGUAGCACGGGCUCCUCGUCUGUGAAGGUGUCGAUCUCGCUCUGUGAUGCGUUGGAAAAUUCGUCAAUGGUCAUAAAAUUGGGAUCAUCAAUAAAGAGAGACUCAUUUUCACGAUCCAUCAUAAAAAAACGAUUGAAAUCGGGGUAUUGGUGGCGUUGUAGAGGAGUGUUAUGAUCG